UAUCCCUCGCUCCAAACACAACGCGCUUGACACUUUCCUUUCCUGUUUCUCUCUUGUUCGAACUCCUCCAAAACCCUAGGCUCUGAUUUUGCUUCUUCUUCUAUUUGAUCUUCGAUUACACACGCAAUCCGCUCACCCAUCCAUCAAUGGCAGGGGAAGAAGCAGUAUCGCAGUCGGUCUCUUCCUCGGCCGCGCCGUUAGGCUCGUCAGUGAUUCCCAUAGUCAACAAACUGCAGGACAUAUUCGCUCAGCUCGGGAGCCAGUCAACGAUCGAGCUUCCUCAGGUGGCUGUUGUUGGUAGCCAGAGUAGCGGCAAGUCUAGCGUCCUUGAGGCUCUUGUCGGCCGCGACUUCCUUCCCCGUGGCUCCGACAUCUGCACCCGCCGCCCACUCGUUCUUCAACUCCUGCAGACCAAGAGGAAGCCCGAUGGCUCCGACGAGGAGUAUGGAGAGUUUCUUCACCUUCCAGGCAAGCGCUUUUACGAUUUCUCCGAGAUUCGCAGGGAGAUUCAGGCUGAGACAAAUAGGGAAGCAGGAGAAAACAAAGGUGUAUCAGACAAGCAGAUCCGGUUGAAAAUAUAUUCACCAAAUGUACUUGAUAUCACUCUUGUGGAUCUGCCUGGCAUAACAAAGGUUCCUGUGGGUGACCAGCCCUCUGAUAUUGAAGCACGCAUUAGAACAAUGAUAAUGUCUUACAUUAAACAACCCAGUUGUCUAAUUCUGGCUGUUACACCAGCAAAUUCAGAUCUAGCAAACUCAGAUGCUUUACAAAUUGCAGGAAAUGCCGAUCCUGAUGGUUAUAGAACGAUAGGCAUAAUCACAAAGUUGGAUAUUAUGGACAGAGGUACUGAUGCCCGGAACUUAUUGCUUGGGAAAGUAAUUCCUCUCCGACUUGGUUAUGUGGGUGUGGUGAAUCGUAGUCAGGAGGACAUUAUGCUAAACCGGAGCAUCAAAGAUGCUCUUAUUGCUGAAGAGAAGUUCUUCCGGAGUCGUCCAGUAUAUAAUGGUCUUGCUGAUCGGUGUGGUGUCCCUCAAUUGGCAAAGAAGUUGAACCAGAUUCUGGUGCAACAUAUCAAGGCAAUACUUCCUGGCCUGAAAUCAAGAAUAAGCAAUGCGUUAGUUUCUGUAGCAAAGGAGCAUGCAAGUUAUGGAGAAAUUACAGAAUCAAAGGCUGGUCAGGGAGCUCUGCUUUUGAAUAUUCUUUCAAAAUACUCCGAAGCAUUUUCUUCGAGGGUAGAGGGAAAGAAUGAUGAAAUGGCAACAUCUGAGCUCUCAGGAGGAGCACGGAUUCAUUAUAUUUUUCAGUUAAUCUUUGUGAAAAGUUUGGAGGUGUGUUUCAUUGAUUCAGAUAAAAUUUCACUUUAUUUUGUUUAAUGAUCAAUAUAUAGGUGCAUUGGAAGUGCUUUCAACCUGUUAUAGUUGUUCCAAUCAUUGUGUUUGAUUUUUUGCACCAAUUUUCAUGGGCUGGUGGCGCUAGUCUUAUUGCUUUGGCUACUAUUAGCAUACUUAGUGUUUCUGCUAUACCAGGUGAUGCUCCAAUUGGUUG
Molecule: messenger RNA, 1545 nt
Organism: Carica papaya (papaya)
Lineage: Eukaryota; Viridiplantae; Streptophyta; Magnoliopsida; Brassicales; Caricaceae
Source: RefSeq, a predicted model, not a curated record